GUGGGACUUAAACACGGCAUAUUCCUCCUCCUCUCUCUCUCUCUCUCUCUAUCUCUCUAUAGUUCUUCUUUUCUUCCUUGCCCUCCGAAACAAAACUCUUUCCCUAGCGCCCACAUCGCGACCUCGGAUUGCCGGCUGUUCCAACGUUACUUCUAUUUGACUCCCAGGUUACUGAAGUUUAAGUUGGCCAAGUUCAUCUGGUCUACAUAUUGCUGGCAAUAUAAAGGCUAAUGUUAUUGAGUUCAUUUUCAUCUCAGAGCAUCAUUUUAUUACCUGUACAGCUUCUUUAUUGAUGGCUGGUACUGGUUCUUUGCAAGUGUCUCUUCAAUUGGGAAUAUGCAAGAACCAUAGAUGUAAUAAACAAUUCCUGAAUGUGAGGCGAAGCAGAAGAUUACAUUUGCUGCGUGCCAAUCUUCCAUCAUCUGCUUUUCGAGAGGAUCCAUGGAGUAUUGGUCUUUCAGGCAGUGUAUACAGCCCAAUAUGGUCCAUCCAAUAUAGAAGAAAAAGGUUUAAGUGCCACUCAAUGCUGGAUCCAGGCAAACCCUUUCAAAUUUCUUUUAUGAAGAAUACAGCUACUGCUUUCAUGAGGUCAUAUAAUGCUUUUCAAGGUAGUCCUACUUUACUUAAGUUGGUUUCAGCAGUAGGUAUUAUCGUUUUUGCUGUAUGGGGUCUUGCACCACUCAUGCGUCAAAGCCGAAACAUAUUUCUUCAUAAGAGUGAUAGUAGUUGGAAAAAGAGUAGCACACAUUAUGUCAUGGCCUCUUAUCUUCAACCUUUGCUGUUGUGGACUGGAGCAAUGAUCAUCUGCAGGGCCUUGGAUCCAAUGGUGUUACCUUCAGAAGCUAGCCAAAUUGUUAAGCAACGCCUGUUGAAUUUUACAAGAUCAUUGUCAACUGUGAUGGCUCUCGCUUACUGCUUAUCAAGUGUAAUUCAACAGGCGCAAAAAUUCUUAAUGGAGACAAAUAACUCAACUGAUCCAAGAAAUAUGGGCUUUCAAUUUGCUGGCAAAGCUGUAUACACUGCAGUGUGGGUUGCUGCUGUUUCAUUGUUCAUGGAGCUACUAGGUUUCUCUACCCAGAGAUGGCUUACUGCUGGAGGUCUUGGGACUGUACUGCUGACACUUGCUGGUCGUGAGAUAUUUACAAAUUUCCUCUCAAGUGUUAUGAUUCAUGCAACCCGGCCUUUUGUGGUGAAUGAAUGGAUUCAAACAAAGAUUGAAGGUUAUGAAGUUUCUGGCACUGUAGAGCAUGUGGGUUGGUGGUCACCAACCAUUAUAAGAGGUGAAGAUCGGGAAGCAGUUCACAUACCAAACCAUAAAUUCACAGUUAAUGUUGUGAGAAAUAUCACUCAAAAAACUCAUUGGCGUAUUAAAACCCAUCUGGCUAUUAGUCACUUGGACGUCAACAAGAUUAAUAACAUUGUUGCUGAUAUGCGCAAAGUUUUAGCAAAGAAUCCUCAAGUAGAGCACAAGAAAUUGCACAGAAGAGUAUUUUUGGACAAUAUUAAUCCUGAAAAUCAGGCCCUUUUGAUCUUGGUCUCCUGCUUCGUGAAGACUUCUCAUCUUGAAGAAUACCUGUGUGUCAAGGAAGGUAUAUUGAUGGAUCUCCUGAGAGUCAUCAGCCAUCACCGUGCUCGGCUUGCCACCCCUAUUCGUACAGUUCAGAAAAUAUAUGAAGACUCUGAUUUGGAAAACAUACCAUUCUCAGACUCUAUAUUCACUCGUGGUGGAGCAGCAUCUAGCCGCCCUUUGCUACUGAUUGAACCCCCAUACAAAAUCAAUGGAGAAGACAGGACAAAAACCCAAACCCGGCCAAUGCGCUCAACUGGAGAGCAAGACAAUAAAGCAGCAGCGCGACCCACAGCUGAUGGCAAAGCACAUGCUAAGGGUGGAACGACACUAGUUUCAGACUCUAAAGCGAAAGAGAGACCAUCUUCUGAUUCCACCACAAGGGAUGUGCCAGCAUCUGAUACAAAAAUAGAUUUGAAGGCUGGAGAAAUGUCAAACUCUGAUACCAAAGGGGAAAAUAGUGCAGUGACAUCUGCAUCUGAUCAUAAGAUUGUUGAUAAAGUAAUAACAAAAUCAACAACAAGGCCUCCCACUAAGAUUGCUUCUGAGUUUGCUGAGGUGUCAAGCUCUGACUCCAAAUCCUUUGGCUCAACUUCUAACCAAAAAAUCUCUGAUAACAAGCAUCCUAAGAAAACAGGUCUGGGCAUUGCUCGGCCGAACAGUCCAGUUGAUAGUCCUUCUGCUCCUCCAUUUGAUACUGGUGCUGAGAAACCAGGUGCUCGUCAGUCCAUCUUGCAACCAAAACAAGAAAUUGAGAGUCAAACACAGCCACCUUUGCCAAAACCUCCCUUGGAAGAGAAUAUUCUUCUUGGUGUUGCUUUGGAGGGCUCAAAAAGAACCCUUCCUAUAGAGGACGAGUUGGCUCCCUCUCCAGAUGAAGCAGAGGUGAAGGAAUUGGCCACAUGCCGAAAGAGGAAUGGAUCUCCUGCAACUGAAAAAGAUAAGAAAGAUGGUAAGCUUCCUAAUGCUCCUAGCACAACUUCUGUGGAGCAGAGGGAUCAGCAGCAGGGGUAAUCCUAGUCCAAGCCUUUGACUUUUGUGCAGUAUGAGUUUGUAUCUAUCUAGUUGCAAGGCUGCGCUGACUCUAAAAUGCAGUAUAAACUUCAUUGUGUCUUCUCUAUAAAUUUUCGUUAUUCCGAGAUAGGAUUCCUUUCCUCUCUAUGAACUUUCAUAAUUCUUGUCAGAGCUCACCUGUAAAUGCUUCUAUUUUUUCUGCCAUUGCUGCAGUAUACAGAAAGUGCCUUCUUGAGUUCUUGAUACA
Messenger RNA from Diospyros lotus (date-plum), 2828 nucleotides. RefSeq names its product mechanosensitive ion channel protein 2, chloroplastic-like. NCBI's taxonomy places the organism in Eukaryota, Viridiplantae, Streptophyta, Magnoliopsida, Ericales, Ebenaceae. Gene Ontology annotation, cellular component: membrane. The transcript has 14 exons. Gene Ontology annotation, biological process: transmembrane transport. The record is from RefSeq and is a predicted model, not a curated record. Bases 293 to 2581 code for a protein of 762 amino acids.